Aureobasidium subglaciale EXF-2481 is the source of this 3243-nucleotide messenger RNA. RefSeq lists its product as uncharacterized. NCBI's taxonomy places the organism in Eukaryota, Fungi, Ascomycota, Dothideomycetes, Dothideales, Saccotheciaceae. Bases 1 to 3243 code for a protein of 1080 amino acids. The record is from RefSeq and is a predicted model, not a curated record. Gene Ontology annotation, molecular function: glycine binding; glycine dehydrogenase (decarboxylating) activity; pyridoxal phosphate binding. The transcript is spliced from 2 exons. Gene Ontology annotation, biological process: glycine decarboxylation via glycine cleavage system. Gene Ontology annotation, cellular component: mitochondrion; glycine cleavage complex.
AUGCAACAAUCACUGGUCGCAGCCGCAGGGCUUCGGUCUACUUCGUUGUCCCGAGGCACUGUCUCCUCCUUGACAAGCAGGCGAUGCCUCAACCUGUCUGCCAGAAGACAACUUCUUCAGUCCAGCAAGAAUGUGCGCCCUGUGCAGUUCAGACCAUUCUACUCGAGCACCGCUGCCGAGACCGAAUCCACCAGCGGCGGCAAUGCUCAGUCCACCCUGUUUGCGCCUCUGGACACCUUUGCCCGCAGACACAUCGGUCCCGGGUCUGACGACACAAUCGAGAUGCUCAAAGCCUUGGACCCACCCGCAAAGUCCCUGGACGAGUUCGUAACCCAGGUCCUGCCUGCAGACAUUCUGUCGUCCCGCGACCUGAAGAUCGAGGGACCUGCCACCCAGGACAGCAAGGGCCAGCCCGGCAAAGAGACGAGUACAGAAGGCUUCUCGGAGAGUCAGUUGAUCGAAAGACUCCGAGAGAUUGCCAGCGGAAACAAGCUUGUGAGAAGUUACAUUGGAUGCGGCUAUGCAGGCACCCGCGUGCCAGAAGUCAUCAAGAGAAACGUCCUCGAGAACCCCGGCUGGUACACAAGUUACACUCCAUACCAACCUGAGAUCAGUCAGGGAAGACUGGAGUCGCUGCUCAACUUUCAGACCAUGGUCUGUGAUCUUACCGGUCUGCCCAUCUCCAAUGCUUCCGUCCUCGAUGAGUCGACUGCCGCUGCUGAAGCCAUGACUCUUUCAAUCAACGCUCUUCCCUCAGCACGCCAGAAGCGACCCAACAAGGUGUUCCUCGUCUCCCACCUUUGCCACCCUCAGACCAUCGCUGUUCUCGCAUCUCGCGCUGAGGGCUUUGGUGUCAAGAUCGAGGUUGACGAUAUUCUCAAGGAUGGAAGCAAGAGAGUGGAAGAGAUUGGCGAAGACCUGGUCGGUGUUCUGGGGCAAUACCCUGAUACCCUCGGUGGUGUUCAGGACUUCAAGAACUUAUCCGAGAAGGUUCACAAGCUGAAGGCAACUUUCAGUGUGGCCACCGACCUGCUGGCUCUUACUGUUCUCACUCCUCCAGGUGAGUUCGGUGCGGACGUGGCUUUCGGAAACGCUCAGAGAUUUGGCGUACCAUUCGGAUUUGGUGGUCCUCAUGCCGCAUUCUUCGCUUGCAGUGAACAGCACAAGCGCAAGAUUCCCGGUCGUCUGAUCGGUCUCUCCAAGGACAGACUGGGCGACAAGGCAGCUCGUCUGGCUCUUCAAACUCGCGAGCAGCACAUUCGUCGUGAGAAGGCCACCAGCAACAUCUGCACAGCUCAGGCCUUGUUGGCCAACAUGAGUGCCAUGUAUGCUGUCUACCACGGACCCGAGGGCCUGAAGAACAUUGCUCACAGAGUCAUCAACUCUACGCGUGUCGUUGCUGAGGCCGCUAAGCAGGCCGGAUACACAAUCGAGACCAAUGGUCCCUUGUUCGACACUGUUGUCCUUUCCGGAGGUGCUAUCGCUGGCAAGGCUAGUGACUUUGCCAAGUUGGCCGAGCAAGAGUACAAGACCAACUUGAGAGUGGUCGAUGAGAGCCGUAUUGGUGUCACUCUGGACGAGACCGUAGAGAAGGAGGACAUUCAAGCCAUCAUUGACUUGCUCUCUGGUGCUGCCAAGUCGUCUUCUAAGCUUACCGUCGACGCUCUUGUCAAGGAUGUUGGUCUCUCUGCAGACGAUGCCGCUUCUCACGUCCCUGCCGCCCUCCGCAGAAAGACACCUUUCCUGACUCACCCAGUCUUCAACACUCAUCACUCCGAGACCAACAUCCUCCGCUACAUUCAUCACUUGCAAUCCAAGGAUCUUUCGCUUGUCCACUCUAUGAUCCCCCUCGGAUCAUGUACCAUGAAGCUCAACGCCACCACCGAGAUGAUUCCCAUCACUUGGCCAGAGUUCUCGAACAUCCACCCCUUCGCUCCUACGGAGCAGACCAAGGGAUACAAGACCUUGAUUGAUGAACUGGAAGCUGAUCUAGCUGAGAUCACUGGCUUCCAUUCUGUCUCAUUGCAGCCCAACUCUGGUGCUCAGGGUGAGUUCACCGGUCUUCGCGUUAUUCGCAAGUACCUUGAGCAACAGCCUGGCAAGAAGCGCGACAUCUGUCUGAUCCCCGUGUCUGCUCAUGGCACCAACCCCGCUAGUGCUGCUAUGGUAGGUAUGCGCGUAGUGACAAUCAAGUGCGAGGCUGGUACUGGAAACUUGGACAUGGCAGACCUCAAGGCCAAGUGCGAGAAGCACAAGGAAGAGCUUGGUGCCAUCAUGAUUACAUAUCCUAGCACUUUCGGUGUGUUCGAGCCUAAGGUCAAGGAAGCUUGUGAUCUGGUACACAAGAACGGUGGUCAGGUCUACAUGGAUGGCGCAAACAUGAACGCACAGAUUGGACUGUGUUCACCUGGUGAGAUCGGCGCUGAUGUCUGCCAUCUCAACCUUCACAAGACCUUCUGUAUUCCUCACGGUGGCGGUGGUCCUGGUGUCGGUCCUAUUGGUGUUGCAGAGCAUCUCUCACCUUUCCUCCCCGGUCACCCGUUGGUCAAGACUGGUGGUUCUCAAGCUAUUGCUCCUAUCAGUGGCGCACCUUGGGGGAGUGCCAGCAUUCUGCCCAUCAGUUGGGCAUAUGUGAAGAUGAUGGGCGCUCGCGGUUUGACCCACGCCACCAAGAUCACUUUGUUGAACGCCAACUACAUCCUUUCUCGCCUUCGUCCUCACUACCCCAUCCUCUACACCAAUGAAAACGGACGUUGUGCACACGAAUUCAUCCUCGACAUCCGCAAGUUCAAGGAGACUGCUGGCAUUGAAGCAAUUGAUGUCGCCAAGCGUCUUCAAGACUAUGGCUUCCACGCACCGACAAUGAGUUGGCCCGUCGCAAACACUCUGAUGAUUGAGCCUACCGAGUCAGAGAGCAAGGAAGAGCUGGAUCGUUUCUGUGACGCGCUCAUCUCCAUCCGCAAGGAGAUCAAAUCGGUUGAGGACGGCAAGCAGCCCAGAGACGGCAACGUGCUCAAGAUGGCACCUCAUACUGUCAAGGAUGUUGUCACCUCUGACUGGGAGUCGAGAUCUUACAGCCGUGAGACUGCAGCGUACCCCCUAUCAUAUCUUAAGGAGAAGAAAUUCUGGCCCAGUGUUACCAGACUUGAUGACGCAUACGGUGACAUGAACCUUUUCUGUACCUGUGCACCCGCCGAGACUUUUGAAGACAUGACUGGUGCCGCCGCACCCAUGCCUACCUAA